ACAUAUAUAUGUGUGGACAGUGGGUCAGUUGUGGGUUAAAGAAAUAUCCAGAGGCUGACGACUCUGCACAGAUUAGCGUAAACAUGAAGUCGAAUUUUGGUGUUUUCGUACUUUUCUCUCUUCUACUGGUUGGAAGUCUGAGCAGCGCAAGAAAAGACCUGAAAGGAUAUUGGGAGGAGACGAUGAAGGAAGAAGCUAUGCCAGAAGCAAUUAAAGACCUUAUUGAGGAUUCCCAUGUUUCAGAAGCAGGGAAGGAUCGUUUUGUUAGGGACUUCGAUGUAAAACCUAAUGUCAUACUAUAUCACACCCAUGUUGUCCCCAUGAAACAGAUGCGGCAGAAGAAUCAAGACUGAUAUAUGCAACAAAUGUGAGGGAUAGAAGUCUUGUUUAGCACCAGAUUAAUUACUGUCUUAAAAUUUCUACUAAAAGUUUGAAGCCUUUUAGUAUAGAUGUAGCUUUUAAUCCUGGUGUUUAUCUAGUAGUAAUCCUUCUUUUAAUAAAUUUGCAGCAUCUUGCUUUUAAUGAA
Vigna angularis (adzuki bean) is the source of this 526-nucleotide messenger RNA. RefSeq lists its product as uncharacterized. The record is from RefSeq and is a predicted model, not a curated record. The coding region runs from base 9 to 353 and encodes 114 amino acids. The transcript is spliced from 2 exons. Lineage: Eukaryota; Viridiplantae; Streptophyta; Magnoliopsida; Fabales; Fabaceae.